Molecule: messenger RNA, 1356 nt
Organism: Syzygium oleosum
Lineage: Eukaryota; Viridiplantae; Streptophyta; Magnoliopsida; Myrtales; Myrtaceae
Product: syntaxin-related protein KNOLLE
Exons: 3
Coding region: 139-1074 (311 amino acids)
Biological process (GO): intracellular protein transport; exocytosis; vesicle fusion
Cellular component (GO): plasma membrane; endomembrane system; SNARE complex
Molecular function (GO): SNAP receptor activity; SNARE binding
Source: RefSeq, a predicted model, not a curated record
UGCUGAUCCUGAUCCCAAUUGAUCCCAAUUGAUAAAAGCAAACGCCCCAUCACCUGAUUCUUCCCAUCGCCAUCAAUCUCUCUCUCUCUCUCUCUGCUGGUCUCAGGUUUUUCCAGAUCUUCUGCUAGUUGAGAAAAGAUGAACGACUUAAUGACAAAAUCCUUCAUGAGCUACGUUGACUUGAAGAAGGAAGCCAUGAAGGACCUUGAGGCUGGCCCGGACUACGACCUCGAGAUGUCGGCGUCUACAACCCAGAUGGACACCAACAUGGGGCUCUUCCUGGAAGAGGCGGAGAAGGUGAAGCAAGAGAUGGGCCAGAUCCGUGAGGUCCUGUGCCGGCUCCAGGAAUUGAACGAAGAGAGCAAGACCCUCCACAAGACCGAGGCGCUCAAGUCCCUCAGGAGCCGGAUCAACGCGGACAUUAUGGCGGUCCUGAAGAAGGCGAGGGCGAUACGGUCACAGCUGGAGGAGAUGGACCGUGCUAACGCGGCGAACAAGAGACUCUCGGGAUGCAAGGAAGGGACCACCAUGUAUCGGACCCGAGUGGCAGUGACCAAUGGGCUGAGGAAGAAGUUGAAGGAGCUGAUGAUGGAGUUUCAGGGGCUGAGGCAGAGGAUGAUGACCGAGUAUAAGGACACUGUGGGCAGGCGGUAUUACACGGUGACCGGGGAGUACCCGGAUGAGGAGGUCAUUGAGAAGAUCAUUUCUAAUGGAGGUGAGGAGCAUCUCAGCAGGGCGGCACAAGAGCACGGGAGGGGCAAGGUGGUGGAGACAGUAGUGGAGAUCCAGGACCGAUAUGACGCGGCCAAGGAGGUGGAGAAGAGCCUGCUGGAGCUGCACCAGGUGUUCCUGGACAUGGCAGUGAUGGUGGAGGUGCAGGGCGAGAAGAUGGAUGACAUCGAGCACCACGUGAUGAACGCCGCACACUACGUCAAGGACGGCACCAAGGACCUGAAGACCGCGAAGGAUUACCAGAGGAGCAACCGGAAGUGGAUGUGCAUCGGGCUUAUACUUCUGCUGGUGAUUAUCCUGGUGAUCAUCAUUCCAAUCACCACCAGCUUCAGCCAUUCUUGAAGUGCUGUUGUCCUUGGAGUUGGAGGAUGUAAUGCCCCGUGAUCCGUCUUCUGCCGUUCUCAAGGUGUGUGAUUGUUGUUGGAGUUGGAGGAUCUAAUGCCCCGUGAUCCCGUCUCUUGCUUGUUUUUUUUAAUCUUCUUGUAAGAUCUCUAAGAUUGAAGUGAUUUGAUGUUGCAGAGAGAAAUUAGUCCUUCCUGUUGGGACUAAAUGAAGUGUCCUUUGUAUUGUAAUUCAUUCAUUCUUUGUGAUAUGACAACCAUAGGAAGCUAAUGUUCCGCUCUA